ACUUUCCUUUUUAAUCCACACGGAGUGCGUGCGUUGUGUUUCUCUUCCUCUUCUCUUCGAAUACGAACUCCGUUGCAAACCGCCAUUGUUGCUCGCUUUCCUUCCCUGCUGUUCUUCUUAAACCCGAACUUCCAAUCCAACUACACUUUAAUUUCCAGUUCAGCAGCAGCAUCACCGUCUUAUUUGUGGCUUCAGAUCGUACAAGGAAUUUACUGUUGGAAUUCCAUCUGAUUCCGAGAUGCGGCCAUGCAUAUCAAAAAUCAUCGGACAGCGUUCGAGUUUCAGAAAUUUCGUCUCCCUAGCCAACAGUGCAAUUACAGAUCAUUUUCCUUGUAAAGGCAGUGAAGACCGAGAUUUCAUUGGGGGCAAGAUUCCUGGUCCCUUGUCGAAGUCAUAUGUGACUUCAGUUGCCACACAUGCAAUUGAUUCCCCAAAAGAUAAUUCAGUUUCUGAUAUUCUGGUCGAUUCGUUUGGAAGAAAACAUACUUACUUAAGAAUCUCUUUGACUGAGCGCUGCAAUUUACGAUGCCAUUACUGUAUGCCUGCUGAAGGUGUAGAGCUUACUCCGAGUCCCCAACUUCUCUCACAAGAUGAGAUUGUUCGCUUGGCUAAUCUGUUUGUCAGCUCUGGGGUUAAUAAAAUUCGUUUGACUGGUGGGGAGCCCAUGGUCAGAAAGGAUAUUGAAGAGAUUUGCUCACGCUUGACAAAUUUAAGUGGAUUAAAGACACUUGCUAUGACCACCAAUGGAAUUACUCUGGCAAAUAAGCUUCAGAGAUUGAAAGAAUGUGGGCUUGAUUUGCUCAACAUAAGUUUGGACACACUUGUUGCACCCAAGUUUGAAUUUAUGACUAGGCGGAGAGGGCAUGAACGAGUAAUGAAAUCCAUUGAUGCAGCUGUGGAGAUGGGAUAUAAUCCUGUCAAAAUAAAUUGUGUUGUGAUGCGAGGAUUUAAUGAUGAUGAAAUAUGUGAUUUUGUUGAUCUGACUCGGGAGAAGCCAAUCAAUGUGCGAUUUAUCGAGUUCAUGCCAUUCGAUGGAAAUGUCUGGAAUGUGAAAAAACUCGUGCCUUAUGCCGAAAUGUUGGAUAUUGUGGCGAAAGACUUUACAGGACUUGAAAGAAUUCAGGACCACCCUACAGAGACAGCUAAGAAUUUCAGGAUAGAUGGACAUCAGGGUACUGUUUCAUUCAUCACAUCAAUGACUAAGAAUUUUUGCGCUGGCUGUAAUAGAUUGAGGCUUCUGGCUGAUGGGAACUUUAAAGUUUGUCUCUUCGGCCCCUCUGAGGUUAGCUUGCGGGAUCCUCUGCGUAAUGGUGCUGAUGAUAACGAACUCAAGGAGAUCAUUGGAGCCGCUGUCAAAAGGAAGAAACAAGCUCAUGCUGGGAUGUUUGACAUUGCAAAGACGCCAAACCGGCCGAUGAUUCAUAUUGGCGGCUAGCAACUGACCGGGUGUCCCAUCACUCCUUGUAUAUCAAUAUACUGCAGGUCCUUUGAGCUUCCACCCCUACUGCAUUUUUACCAUACAAAUUUGGUAUUGAUUUCAGCAUCAGCUGUCCCAAUAUCUCAAUUAUCUUAUUAUUUUAUUUACUUUUUCUCUUGGAGCAUAGCCAUUCCAAUCUGUUCAUUUGGUUAAUACUUAUCUUGUCACACCCACAGGCACCAGACCAGAGAAGUAACUGAGGGGUGUUGUGUUUGUAUUAAUUAUAUCAGGGUGGUGCGUCUAACAACCUUUUGGCUCUACUAAACUCCACUAUCAUGUCAUGUCAUGGUUGUCUUUUGGACAAUAAAUUAACUCCAUUGAGAUCAUCGAUACUGAGUUCUGUUAUGUAGCAAUAAAAUUAAUUGGAGUUUAUAUCUGGUACUUCAUUUUACUGGGUUUAUCAUUUGCCAUUCCGAUUCACAAAUCUAUGAAAUGAUUACUGUUAUAACUAGCUAAAGAAUGUUGCCAUGCUUUUAGAAAGUGUAAAAUUUCUUUCUGCAUGUGAUUCUUGGGUAGCUCCUUCUUGGAAUUACAUAAAUUAGAAGCUUGUUAGCUGUAUUUCUUCUUGAAGGUGUAUUUCAGGUCAUCCUCAUUAGAGGUUAGAGAGCUACAUUUGUAGGUUUACAUCUCCUUGCAGCAAUAAAGAAUGCCUGGAAAGAGAUCAAAUGAGGCUGUGGGUAUUUAUUUGUUUAUUUCCCUAUGGUUGCUUAUAUUUCAGAUAGCAAUGACAUUGUCUCCCUUGCCAGUGAGUACAAUGUCAAGUAGCUGUCUUUAUAAGAUUCCAUUACCCCUGAACUUAUUAACCAGCAGCUUCCCUUUUUUCUAGCCAUUUUCGACAAAUGGAUCCCCUUUCCAUUCCCAUCACCAAAGAGUAGGAGAAUUAGGAUGUAUUGAGUAUUCUAGACUUCUAAUCCCUUCAGUUUUUUCUUACUUGAACUUUGAAUAUUACUUAUGAUUUGUUUUAUAGCUUUGAUCCAUACAUCUUCCAAUUUCCCAAUGUUUUUAUCCCUUGUGUUUUUAGUGUGUGUCAGAAAAUUUUAAUCUUUUUCAUCCAGUUGCCUCAGCAUAUUCCGCACGAUGCUAUAUGUUCCUGAGUCUCAUAUCCAAAUGGAUAACCGCUAGCUGGGCUGCUACUGGAGAAUGCCGGGGCAAUUGGAUGCAUUUGUAACAAAAAAUGAGUACAUUUCAGUUGAUGAUUAGGAGCACGUAGUUGAGGAUGACAGUCGUCACCUGUGGACAACAUUGAUGAACAAUGACUUCCCUUUCUUUGUGGGAAGCCAUAUUUCGAUGUGGUUUUCGCGAAAUCACAUGCCAGAACAUCCUUACAUCAUGAAACUCCUGGGUGCGCAAUCUUUCCUCGCACCAGAGUGCCAGCAGUUCUCAGAUCCCAGGGCAAGAAUCGGGAUCCAGGCUAUAUUAGAAACAGCUCUUGCCCGACGCUACAUUGCCAGGUGGUGGGAGUUUGUGAACAAUAACCAUUUGGCCAUCGGAGAUGCAUUUUUAUGCGGGUGAGUUA
Molecule: messenger RNA, 2993 nt
Organism: Andrographis paniculata
Lineage: Eukaryota; Viridiplantae; Streptophyta; Magnoliopsida; Lamiales; Acanthaceae
Product: GTP 3',8-cyclase, mitochondrial-like
Exons: 8
Coding region: 239-1435 (398 amino acids)
Biological process (GO): Mo-molybdopterin cofactor biosynthetic process
Molecular function (GO): metal ion binding; GTP 3',8'-cyclase activity; 4 iron, 4 sulfur cluster binding
Source: RefSeq, a predicted model, not a curated record